Molecule: messenger RNA, 1038 nt
Organism: Cheilinus undulatus (humphead wrasse)
Lineage: Eukaryota; Metazoa; Chordata; Actinopteri; Labriformes; Labridae
Product: scavenger receptor cysteine-rich type 1 protein M130-like
Exons: 6
Coding region: 1-1038 (345 amino acids)
Cellular component (GO): membrane
Source: RefSeq, a predicted model, not a curated record
AUGAAACACAUACUAACAGCAGUCAUGUUGCUGUGGAGCUCUGGUCUUCAGGCCGGCAUAGAUCAUUCUGCAGAGUCUCUAAACAUCAGGUUAACAGGUGGAGCCAGCCGCUGUGCUGGACAACUGCAAAUGAAAUUCAACAAUGUUUGGAGACCAGUGGAUGACCCAAAAUUUGGCUGGAACUUGAAGACCGCAGCGUCAGUGUGUCAAAAGCUGGAUUGUGGAUCCGCUUUGUCAGCCAAAAUUCAGCAAAAGUACACAUCAAGGCUUGUGUGGAAGGUCAAGGCUUCUAGUGUUCAGUCUGCAUCUGCACUGAGAGAGGAUGUAAAAAUGCAGUCCCAGUACUCCCUUUCCAGCUUGGACAUCACCUGCUCAGACUCUGUCAGGCUGGUGAAUGGGAGCACUCUGUGUUCAGGCAGACUAGAGGUGAGAGCCAAUCAGUCGUGGUACUCGAUUUGUAAAGAUGGGUUUGACUGGCAGGAAGCAGAGGUGGCCUGUAGAGAGAUCGGCUGUAGGGCUCCUUUGAAUUUCCAGUCAGAGCUCUAUGAAAGCAACAACCCCUCCAGGUGGAGGAAAGAGUUCAACUGCUGGGGAAAUGAGUCGUCUCUGCUGGACUGUGACACCCACGAGUCAGAAAGGAAACCCUGCCCACAUGUUGAACUUCAGUGCUCAGAGCCUGAUGAUGUAAGGCUGGUGGCAGAAGACAGCCACUGUGCUGGUAGACUGGAGAUGAGACUCUUGGAUCAAUGGAAACCGGUAGAUGGUCUACAUGGAGACCUGAAGUCUGCGACAUCAGUGUGUAAACAACUGAAUUGCGGCUUAGCUCUGUCAGCUGAACUCAAGGUUUCUUCCUCAAAAUAUGUAUGGGGGAUCAUUUCCUCUGAUGCUCCACUGAGGGAACAUGUAUCCACCAGGCCCUGGUUCUCGCAAUUCAGCCUGGAUAUCACCUGCUCAGCAAAUGUCAAAUUGGCAACUAAAACCCAGGAGGCUCUUUCCAGCUCACCUUACCACCUCCAAUACAGCCAGAGGUGGAAAUAG